UCAUAUCAAUUUAUUGAAAGGAUGACUUUCUCAGAUCUUGGACUUUUCUAUGGUGUGGUUGAUAAUUUCUCGAAAAGUAGCAAUGCUGAUACAUUGAUACAAGAUGUUUGCAAGAUGUCUAGUCACGUUUUGUUAUGUGUGUGAUUUGGUUUUUUACAUUUAGGAAGUCAUAAAUAUAUUGGAAAUGACUGUUGACGGUGCAAUUAGCAAUGAACAGGUGAUUUUUGUCACGGGAGGUUAUGAUCACACUAUCAAAAUAUGGCAACCGCAUACAGGCGUCUGUCAACGAACAUGUCAACAUACGGAUUCUCAAGUCAAUGCCUUGGACAUUACACCAGACAAGUAUGUCGUAGCUGCUGCUGGAUAUCAACAUAUACGAAUGUAUGAUCUAGCUUCAAACAAUCCCAAUCCAGUUAUCAAUUAUGAAGGAGUAUCGAAAAAUAUCACCAGCUUGGGUUUUCAGGAGGAAGGAAAGUGGAUGUACACAGGUGGAGAAGACUGCUCUGCAAGAGUAUGGGAUUUAAGAUCUAGCAGCUUUCAGUGCCAAAGAAUAUUUCAAGUAUCCGCACCUGUAAAUUGUGUAUGUUUGCAUCCUAAUCAAGCAGAACUGAUAGUCGGCGAUCAAAGUGGAGUUAUACACUUGUGGGAUCUUCGUUCGGAUCAUAAUGAACAGCUGAUUCCUGAGGCUGAAUCCUCGAUUCAAGAUAUCGCGGUAGAUCAAGAUGGUUCGUACAUGGCGGCCGUAAAUAAUAAAGGACAUUGCUACAUCUGGACGCUUACAGGAGGUAUUGGAGAGGAGCCUACAAGACUUAACCCGCGUCAUAAACUCCUAGCUCAUAAACGUUAUGCUCUUCGCUGCAAAUUCAGUCCCGAUUCAACCUUGUUGGUGACGACGUCAGCCGAUCAAACCGCCCGAGUAUGGAGAACGACUGACUUUUCUGAAGUACAAGUGCUUCAGCAUGAAGCAAAGCGUUGGGUUUGGGAUGCAGCAUUUAGUGCAGAUUCCCAAUAUAUAUUUACUGCUUCUUCAGAUGGAGUUGCGAGACUAUGGAAUGCAUUUACAGGAACAAUAGAACGAGAAUAUCAAGGACAUCAAAAGGCCGUUAUAGCUCUUGCUUUCCGUGACGAAAUUGUUUCCGCGAGUUAAGAAUAGAAAGUGAAUAUUUAAAUAUUAUUUCUUCUGUUUUGCUUUCUAUCAAAAGCGAUUUAUAAUUUCAGAUAUAUUGUGUCAUUGUUACACGUGCAAAAGGAGUUUUAAAUAGUAAUAUUUGUUUUUUAAUACUAUAUUUUACUUACAUAUUAUAUACCUAUACCAUUUGUAAAUCUUUCUCCCUCCCUUCUCCUUUUCAAAGAAAAAAGUUAAUAAUUUUAAAAAUUCAGUGAAAGAUUCAUCAAAUAUAUUCAAAACAUAAUAAUUGAAUAGUUUAGUUAUUAAUUAAAAUAUCAUUAAAAUAUGUUUGCGAAAUUUUUGUUUUAUAUAGGUUCGGUGAUUUCUAGUUUAUUCUUGUCUCUUAUUUGGUUUAUUAAAUUCGCAGUCUUAAUAUAGGUUUACACUUAUUAAAGCAUAUAUCACAAAGCAGCAUACAACUACAUAUGUACGAUAGACUCUUAAAUAUAUAAAUGAAUAUAUACCAGAAUAUCGACAGAAAACGAAAAUGUCCAUAACAAUUCAUUAAAUUAUUUUCAUUUACA
Molecule: messenger RNA, 1692 nt
Organism: Formica exsecta
Lineage: Eukaryota; Metazoa; Arthropoda; Insecta; Hymenoptera; Formicidae
Gene: Lst8
Product: target of rapamycin complex subunit lst8
Exons: 7
Coding region: 185-1147 (320 amino acids)
Biological process (GO): TOR signaling; regulation of actin cytoskeleton organization
Cellular component (GO): TORC1 complex; TORC2 complex
Molecular function (GO): protein binding
Source: RefSeq, a predicted model, not a curated record